AUGGGUGACAAGUCGUGCUAUAUGGGCGCUGGAGGCUACUCGGGUUACAUGGGCAGCGGAACUGGAGGAGGAUCCUAUGCUCGAGAAGAAUAUGCAGGCAAUGUUUCAUCUGGUAAUAAACAGUCAGCACCGUCUCAACCGUACCAACCGUACAGUAGCGGUGGUGGCCAAUCGGGCUAUGCUGGAAACGUCGGUGGAAGCGACAACCAGGCAUCAUGCUAUUUCGGACCAAAAUGA
This is a messenger RNA of Cooperia oncophora, 237 nucleotides long. The record is from the annotation of a GenBank genome assembly. Lineage: Eukaryota; Metazoa; Nematoda; Chromadorea; Rhabditida; Trichostrongylidae.